CACCCCACAAAUAAAAAGGGAUACAAGGUGUAAGAAUCCCUUGUGCUCUACAGAGCUUCAGAGCUCUCUUGUUUCCGGUGCUUUCUCUCUUAAUUCCACACCACUUCUUAUUAUUUAUAUUCUUGAGAGAGAAAGAUAUCUAGCUGGAUAUAUUCAGUCAUGGGAAGGGCUCCUUGUUGUUCUAAGGUUGGUUUGAAUAGAGGUCCAUGGAGUAACAGAGAAGACACAUUACUCACCCAGUAUAUUGAAGCUCAUGGUGAAGGCCAAUGGAGAUCCUUGCCAGAAAAAGCUGGCCUCCUCAGGUGUGGAAAGAGUUGCAGGCUAAGGUGGAUGAACUAUCUAAAACCAGACAUAAAGAGAGGCAACAUAACCUCCGAUGAAGAUGACCUAAUUAUCAGACUACAUUCAUUACUUGGCAACCGUUGGUCUCUCAUUGCCGGUAGGCUUCCAGGUCGAACUGACAACGAGAUCAAGAACUACUGGAACACCCAUCUUAGCAAAAGACUCAUAUGUGAAGGAACCGACCCAAACACCCACAAAAAAUUAUCUGAGCCGAUAGCCAAAGAAAAUAAAAGGAGAGAGAACCAAAGUUGCAAGAACAGAAACAAUAAGAAGGAAAUGGUGAAGACGAUGAUGAAAAGCAAGACGAAAACAGGUCAACAUGUGGAGCCACAAAAGCCUAAAGUUCAUCUCCCAAAACCCACUAGGAUUACUUCCUUUUUGUCCCUACCAAGAAAUGACAGUUUUACUAGCAGCACUACAGUUACUACUGCGUCUUCAAUCCAAGAUUUAAACGGAGGAGGAGGAGGAGCUUUCGGUGUUAAUCCAUGGUGUAAUAAUGGGGUUGUGCUUUGUGUUGGUGAUCCAGAUCAAGAUCCUAUUAAUUCUUCAGCUGAUGGCGGCGAUGAUCACUCACUUGAAAAUCUUUAUGAAGAAUAUCUACAAGCGCUUCUCACAGACCAUCAUCACGAUCAUCAAAAUCAACUUGAAUUAGACUCAUUUGCCGAGUCACUGUUAAUCUGAAAAA
Molecule: messenger RNA, 1027 nt
Organism: Malus domestica (apple)
Lineage: Eukaryota; Viridiplantae; Streptophyta; Magnoliopsida; Rosales; Rosaceae
Product: myb-related protein 308-like
Source: RefSeq, a predicted model, not a curated record